This is a messenger RNA of Closterium sp. Naga37s-1, 9129 nucleotides long. The record is from the annotation of a GenBank genome assembly. Lineage: Eukaryota; Viridiplantae; Streptophyta; Zygnematophyceae; Desmidiales; Closteriaceae.
AUGGCGUCGUCGCGGCUGCCUCCGCACGCGCCGUUGUUGUCGCGAGGCGCGCUGCUGGAGUCGCGGUUCGAAGUGGAGAAGAAGAUCGGCGAAGGCACCUUCAGCGAGAUCUACCGGGCGCGCGACACGGUGACGGGGCGGCAGGUGGCGCUGAAGGUGGAGAAGGAGGAGUCGGUGCUCAAGUGGGAGGUCUGGGUGCUCAAGCGCCUGCAAGGGUGCGGGGCGGUGUGCGAGUAUGUGCACGCGGGGCAGGCGGGGGGGCGCGCGUACGUGGCGAUGGAGCUGCUGGGGCCCAGCCUCUCCGACCUGCGCCGCACGCACCCCCACGCGCGCUUCCCCGUCGCCACCCUCGUACCCCUCGCCCUGCAGAUGCUGAGGGCGCUGAGGACCAUGCACGACCACGGCUUCCUGCACCGCGACGUCAAACCCUCCAACUUCGCGAUGGGCGUGGGCCCACGGCAGCAGCAGUGUUUCGUGAUUGACUUUGGCAUCAGCAAGCGAUUCCGCUCCUCCCACGGCGUGCACCCCGCACGCCAGGUGGCCGAGUUCCGCGGCUCCACUGCCUACGCCUCCGUGCACUCGCACCUGCUCAUGGACCUGGGGCGGAGGGACGACCUGUGGUCGCUCUUCUAUGUUCUCGUGGAGUUUCUUGACGGGGAGCUCCCUUGGCGCCACGUGCAGGAGAAGGAGAGGGUGAAGGAGAUGAAGCUGUAUUUCUUUGACCACCCGGAGCAGAUGACCAAGUCCGUUGCCUUCCCGGAGGAGCUCUCUGCGUUCGCGGAUCACCUACAGGUGCUGCAGUACGCCGACAAGCCCGACUACGCCUACCUGCUCAACCUCCUCACCGCCUGGAACGCCCGCUGUGGCGGCGCCUCCCCCCCCCAGGAUGGCCAAGGUGCUGCCGAUGCCCCACACGCUGCGCUGCCACCGCCUCCCCCACCCCCUGCCACGGCCAACGGCCACUCUCACUCAGCCUUAGCGCGCCAUGCCUCUCACGACUCGCCCCCCAUGCCGCACCCUGCCGCAACCACACCUGCUGCUGCUGCCCUUGGCAACGGGGUGCAUGGCACGCCCGUCACCUCACCCGUCGCCUCGCCUGCCCUGCCAUCUGUACUGCCCUGCGCACCACCACCUGCCAUCGCUGCGGUCAGUGGGACUCCCCUGCUGCCUGCACCCUCACCCUCAGUGGUACGGGCGGCAGCAGCAGAGGCCGCAGCGGCAGGCUCAGGAGCAGUUGCUGCUGCACCCGCUGGUGGCAGCCCAUCCACACCUACACCGCGCUCCGCCCCUCCUCCCCCUGCCUCUGCCCUCGCUGCACCAACGCCUCCCAUCCCAACCGCUCCCAGCGCUACCCCAUCCAGCGCUACCCCUCACAGCCCCACCACUUCAAGCCCCACCGCGCACAGCACUGGCGUCCCACGGGAGGACAGCAAUACCGCCCACCCUGCUUCUCCUGCCGCUGCUUCCCCUGCCGCUCCCGCCGCUCCUGCAGCUCCUGAGAUGGUGCCUGCUGCAUCUGCUGCCCCUCCGCUGCUGCCAGACCCGGGCAUGGCUCCUGUGGGGAGCAGCGCAGGUGGGGGUGGCGUGGCAAGCCAGAGUGUGGGGGCAGCAGGGAAGGCGUGGCAGGGCCAGCUGGGCGAGCGCGAAAUGCAGGGCACCGAGGCGGGCAGGCAGGGCAGAGCAGGGGGGCGGGUGGGUGAAGGGGUGCGUGCAACCAGGGGGCAGGGCGCGUGUGAUGGCGACAGUGAGGGGGGCAGUGGGGGCAGCACGACGUCAAGCCAUACAUCACAGGAGCGGGGCAGGAGGGGGAAUGAUAAUGCUCCGCAGAAGGGACGAAUGAGAGAGGGCGGUGGAGGUGCAGAGAGGCGGCAGGGAGAUGAGGGAGGUGGCAAGGCAGGGCAGCAGUUGUUGUCGGGCGGUGGGCAGGGCAGCGAGCGCGUUAGUGAAAGAGGCACUGCUGCUGUUGCUGCUGCUGCUGUGGCUCGUGAGGGUUCAUGUGGCAGGCGUGUGGCAGGGGGGCGCAGGGGUGCACAGGGAAAUGGUUAUGCUGGUGCUAGCAGCGGCGAGGACGACCCCUCCUGGGGCAGCCCAGGCAGGCACAGGCGGAGGAAAGGAAAAACGGGCGGUGCAGUGCGGUGUAGUGUAGCUCGAGGGCAGAAUUCUAAGGGUGGGGGCGGGGGGCGGAGGAGCAGAGGCAUGAGGAGACGAGAAGGAGGGAGGGAGGCGGGUGGCAGGGUGGUAGGGCGUGAGGGGGGCGGUGUGAUGGCGCAGGGGACGAUGCCGGUGGUUCUGGCGCUAGAGGCCGUGCCCAUGCGCGACACACACCUGUGGGGGCCAGGCGAGAGGAGAAGAGGCGCACAGGGCAGGGACGUGCAUGGCGCAGCGUGGGAAGCAGAGGAGGGGAGGCGCAGCAUGGGGCAGGCACAGGCAGAGCGUGAGGCGGGGGGCGGGCGAGGGAAGGAGGGUGGGCGGGCAGACGAUCAGGGGGCUGAUGGGGAGAGCAAGGAGGGGGGCAGUGGGAAGCUGGAGUGGAGGGAGCAGCGAGUGAGUGGGAGCGGUGAGGAGGAAGGCAGCAGGGCGAGCCGAGUGAUGAGUGGGGCUGGGGAAGUAACAGAGCGAGGGCGAGAGGAACCGCACACGCAAGGGCUUAGGGCGAGCGGCAGUGGCGGGACGACGGAGGGAAGGGGCGGAGAGGAGGACAAGGAGCAGCAGGCGAGGGGGGACGAGGGCAGGCAGCAGCGGAAAGAGGAAUGGAGCAGGGGCGGUGAGGGAUGUGUGGUGAGAGUAGGGCAAGAAAGGGAGAGAGGGAUGGGAGGAGAGAGGGAUAGGGAGGGUGAGUGGGCACACAGGGAGGGGCGGUGGCAACGGGAAAGGGAGAGGAAGGGGAGAUGGAAAAGGGAGGAGAGGGAGAGGGAGACAAGCGGUAAAGGUGGAGAAUGGGGACGAGGGAAGGAGGGCAGUCACUCUGAGGGACAGGAGCGGGCAGCCGAGGAGGCGAGGGCGAGAGGAGGUGAAGUUGAAGGCGACAAUGAGAAAGCGUGUGUGAGAGUUGGUUACACGACGCACACAGCAGAUGCAGGGGCAAGAAAUACAGGUUCCAACAGUGUGGUGGUGGUGGAGGAGGAGGAGGAGAAGGAGGGGAAAGGUCAGGAACCAGCCAGAAAAAUGCAGUGGGAACGGAGGCAUAAGGAUAAGCGGGAGGAGAGGGAGGUAGACGCGGAGGAGAAAGAAAGGGAGCGGAUGUGUGAGUUGGGGAGGGAUAGGGAAAAAAGGACAGAGAAGGGAAGAGAGGGCGAGAGCGAGCGAGAGAAGGAUCGAGAAAGAGAGAGCGUGAGGGGGAGAGAGAAGGCAAGGGAAUAUGAGAGGGAGAGGGACAACAAGAGAGCACAGGUGCAUGAGAGGGAGGGGGAGAGGCGAAGAGGGGAGAGGCACCAGGGUUGGGGCAGUGAGAGGCAGGGUGGGAGGGGGAGGGGCAGCAGUGGUGCAGCUGGUUAUGAGCAACGAAACGAGACGCAGGGAGUGGUGGAGAGGCAGAGAGGCGCGUGGUAUGGGAGCUCCGCUGGCUUGAAGCCUAAAGAGAGACACAGAGGGACGUGGGAGGGGGGCGAAAAGGCAGAGAGAGGCGAAAAGGCAGAGAGAGGCGAGAAGGGAAGGAACAGAGAUAGGGAUGGAGGCUGGGAGCGGGGUGACGACAGAAUGCGGGAGAGGAAGACAGAGAGGGAGACGAGGGGGAGGGACAGGGAUGAGGAGAGGGAAAAGGAUGCGAGGAGAAGAUAUGAAUUCAAGGAGAGCGAGAGGAGUGAGCGGUGGGAUGGUAGCAGAUCCAGGGAGAGGGGCUGGUCGAAUGAGAGGCCCAAGGGCAGGCACGAGCACCCGGAAGCAGCUUCAGCGGAGGGGAGGGGGCAGGGGCCAGAGAGAGCAGAGGAGCCCCAGCAGCACCCCCGCACUCUCUCCCACUCCCACUCCCACUCGCGCGCUCUCCCUCGCCCCCUGAGCUCGCCCCGCCACCAGCAAGGCAGACCCACGCCCUCGCCUGCUGCAUCACCUCACUCCGUCUGUGACCCACUCUCGCCCUCCACUGCUGCUGCCCCUGUUAAUGCCGGAAGGGGCGCAGGGGAGGGGGAGGCGAGGGCGAGGAGGCUGCGGCUGUGUGUGGACGCGCUGAGAUACGGCGCCUGCAAGAACCCCGCCUCCUGCUCCCGCCACCACCCCAAGCGGCGCACGCGGGACAGGGCGACAUCCCUGUGUUUGGACCACGUGGCGGGGCGCUGCCCCCUGCCCUCCGCCCGCUGCUUCCGCCACCACCUCUCCCCUGCUCAGGAGGAGCACUUCUACCAGCGGGGCGAGCUGCCUACAGACGCCAUGCAGCCCGCCUCCUGGGUCAUUCAGCGCCGUCUGCUUCUGCACCCCGCCCGCCCCCGCCCGCUCCAGCCCCCCGCCGCACGCGCCCCCUCUCCGCGCGAGCCCACGCGUGCGGAUGAGGCGCAGCUCACGCCCAGCUCCUCAAACCACCGCUCUGAGAGCCCUCACCCGCAGCAGCAGCAGCAGGGGGAGUCGCCUGGCAAGGGAGGGGCGGGGCUGCUGGCGACGCCAGGGGGGCUGUUGCCGUCCCCAUCCAUCUCGCCCUCCCUGCUGGGUGCUCCUCCUGCCGGCACCCCUCCUUCCCUGCUCCAUUCCUUACUCCCCCUGCCGCCCCCUGCUGCCCCCUCUGCGCUGCCCACCGCCCCUGGCAUAGCAGCAGCAACCUGGGGGAGCCUGGGUGUGAGCAGACCUGCCUUGAGCAGUGGUCAGCAGCUCGCUGCCACUGCCGCUGACUGUGCUGUUUCAGCUGCCGCUGCUGCUGUGGCAGCACGGCCAGGGGUUGUGGGUGGCACUGCUGUGUUGCCGCCAGCAGGCAUGGGAGCGGGCGGUAGUGAGGAGAGGGGACGAGGGGUAGGGCUGGGGGGGGAGGAGAGGGAGGGAGGGGCAGUGAAGGCAAAGGCGCGGGUGAAGGUGGUGAUCAACGAGUGGGGGGUGGUCAUUCCGCCGCACGCCCUGCUGCCUGCCAUCAAGCGCCGCAAGCUGGACGGCCCCCUUCCUGCUGCUGUUCCACCCGCACAGGGCAAUGGCGCCAUGACAAGUGGCAGCAGAGGGGUGGGACGUGCCGGUGUAGCGGCAGCUUCAGCAGCGGCGGCGGCAGCAGGCAGGGUGGGUUUGUCGGUGGGGCUGCUGGCGGCACUGGAGAGAGUGCUGGUGCCGCGUGUGGCUGUGGGGCUGCUUCCCGUGCUCUCGUGCCCCACUGCUGCACCCAAUGAGACACACACAGGGACUAACACAGAUACAGCCACAGGAACUGACACAGUGACUCCCGCAGACAGUAGCACCGUUACAGUCGCACGGACUGACACGGGAACUCUCCCCAGUGCCCGCACUCUCCCACUGCACGGGGCUGACGUGCCGUGUGCACCUCUCCCUGCCCACCACCGCACAGCCUGGUUUCUACCCCCUGCCCGCCUCGCCAGCCCCGCUCUCCCCCUGGCCUGCAACGCUGGUGUCGCCUGCACGGGGGCGGGCUGUGCUGUGAGCGUGCGCUGUGACAUCCCGGCCUCGCUGCUGCCCGCCUCACACACAUGGCAGCCUCUUGCUCACACACAGGGGGGCACCCUGCCGCCUGCUGCACCCGCCCUCAACCUCUCGGCCUCCCCGCAACAUGAGCAGCGAGGGGAGCAGGGGGAGCAAGAGGGACAGGGGGGCCAGGGGGGCGGCAAGGGGGAUGACAGCGCUGAGCGCGGUGGGUGGCAGUGGUGCGUGCAGCAGGAGGGCGGCGGGCAGCUGGCAGGACUCAUGCGGCAGUGGCGCUGCUCCCACACCGGCACCCCCCUGCCGCUCUCCUGCACCCGUGCCUGCAGCAGCGGUGCUGGCGCUGGCAGUGGUAGCGGCAGUGCGGAUGGGGAUGGGGAGGCAGGGAUGGGCCGUGAGACGGACAGCAGCAGCAGCGACGACAGCGAGAGUGAGAGCUUGGGUGGGAGAAGUGAGGGCGCGAGUGGCAGCUGGGACCUGGGUGCUCACCACCACUCGCAGCUGGCGGGUGGAGAGGACGCAGGUGAGGACGAGGAGGAGGUUGGUGACGGGAGAAAGAGUGGGAGGGAGGGCAGCGAGGGGGGUGCGUCGAGUGUGUGUGAGGCGUUGGGGCCGUUGGGAAAACGGAGUGGGCAGGUGAGCACUCCAUGUGUGCUGCCAGCGGGAGAGGCUGUUCCCUCGAUUCACGUGGCCACGGGUGCGGAUGGGACAGGCAGGGGGGCGCAGGUGCAAAGCGAUGGAGAGGUGAACAAAGCGGUUGAUAUGGUGGGGCUGGUUACUGGCGAUUGUGGUGGAGGUGGUGGUAGUGGUGAAGGCAAUGGUGACGGUGGAGUGAAGGGUGCGAAGCCGGAGGACGAGGAGGAGGAGGAAGAGCGGGUGGGGGAUGGAGAAGAGAAGCCGGCAGGUGCAGUGAGAAUUCUCCCCAAUGCUGCCACCACCAGCACUGUGCGACUGCCACCUGCCCCUCUGCCCCUGCACGCCCUCGCCCAGCCGCCCUUCCCCUCGCCCAAGAAGGAGCGCACUCAGCGCACCGUGCCCCGCCGCCUCCUCUCCUUUCCCCCCCUCGCCCUCCCCGCCCUCCCUGCCCUUCCCCCCCCACUGAUCCCCCCCACUCCGCGCACCCCUCGCCCCAGUGCCCCCCCCAGCGCAUCCCGCAAGGCCAUGCCACCAGGCAGGCGGGCAGGCGGCAGUGUGGAGACUGCGGAGGUUGGGGGGGGGAGGGGCAGUGGGGCGGCAGAGGCUGGAAGUGACAAGGGCGGUGGUACGGCAGGGAAGGUGGAGGGGCACAAGGUGGAGGGGCACAAGGACCAACCAGGCCUGAAGGAGGAGGAAUUAGAGGUAGGUGCGGGUGCUGCUGGUGCUGCUGCUGGUGGUGCUGCUGGUGGUGCUGCUGGUGCUGCUGGUGGUGGUGUUGGUGGUGGUGACAAUGGGGCUGGGGUUGGCAGCAGUGGUGAGCGGAGGGCGAAGGAGAGACAGUGUGCACGGGCCGAGGGAGAGAGGGUGGGACCAGAUGCUGAGGAGGAGGAGGAGGAGGCAGGAUGGGGAGUGGGUGCAAAUGCUGUGGCGCACAGGGGGAAGCGGGAGAGGGAGGAGCAACAAGGGGUCGACACAAAGAGACAGAGGAGGGAAGGAGCAGCUGGAGAAAGGGGAGGAAAGGGAGAGCGGGGAGAGCGGGGAGAAAGGGGAGAGGGCAGAGUGGGGGGAGAGGAGAGGGGAGAGGAGGGAUAUGGGACAGAGGAGAAGGGUGUAAAGGGGAAAGGGACAUUGGAUGAAGAUCGGAAGAGGAGAGGGGUCGUGGGAAGAGGGGGAGGGAAGGGCAGAGGAAGAAAGAGAGGGGCGGCGAAUGGGGGUCCACGCGAGCGAGAUAGGGCAGCGCAGCAGGGGGAUAAGCAGAGGAGCAUGCAACAGCAGCGCGACAGACGGGGGAGAUGGAGGCAUGGGGGAAAGCGUGGUGGCAUGAAAGGGGGAGGCGGGAGGAGGGCGGGGCGGACGGAGGACAAGCAGGACGGUGCAGCGCGGGUGAGCGGGGCUGAUGGCAAAGAGAGGGGGGGAGAAAGGGUGGAAAAGACUGAAGAGCAGAAGCAGGUGAAGGAGGGUGCAAUGGAAGGUGGCGCAAGGCAGAGGGAGGCGCAGGCGAGCGAGAGGAAACGAGGUGGCGGCAGGGGAGGAGGCGGGUCCGCACUGUCGCAGUGCCGCGAGGGGCAGGUAGGGGCCGUGGGUGCAGCUGGUGGGGCGAAGAGCAGCGGUGGUAAGCAGGAGACAGACGGGCUGUGGUCUGGUGCCAGUAGUGAGGGGAUGCACGGGCGAGAGGGUACAAGUGGGGGUGGUGGUGGGAGUGAGGGCGACGAGGAGAGUGCGAGUGAGAGUGAGAGUGACAGCUUCUCAAGCCUGUUUCGAGAGGAGGAGAGCGAGGAGGAGAGUGGGGGCCAGGGAGGCGGCGAGGACAUAGAGGUGGACGGGCCAAACCUGGAGGGGCACGCGGCAGGAGCGGGGGGCGCGGAUGGGAGCACGUCACAGGAUGGCAGUGGUGGUGCGGGCAGCGGUGGUGGCGAUGAGACAGGCUUGGAAGGCUGGCGACAUGGCGGCAGAGGGAGGGACGGGGGGCAUGGAGGCGAGCAGGAGGGAGGGGGAGGGGCGAGCAGGGCAGGGCAGGCAGGCAGCGCGUGUCUGGCCACCAGCAGCCCUGCCUCCGCCGCCACCCCCCUGCCACACCUCGCUGCCAGCCCCCACCUGCACUGCACCACAUAUGUCACUGCCAGCCCUCACCUGCUCGCUAGUCCCUACCUCAACGCAAGCCCCCGCUUCACGAGCCCGUACCUACCCUACAGCCCCGGCACGGGUGCCAGCCCUGUUGGCAGCACCACCUUCUCCCCGCACCCGCUGCUUGAGGCGCCGCUGUCCGCGUGUGGCUCGCCCGCUGUGGUGCUGGCGGGCGACGAGGGCGCGGAGGAGAGGGGCAAGCAGAGGGACAGGACGCGGCUGGUGAAGGACCUUGCUGGCGCUGCUGUGGGCGCCCAGGCAGUUGCUCUGGAAGGCAUUGCUGUGCCCGCUGCCGCUGCUGCCUCGGCUGCUGCUUCUGCUGCUGCCGGUGUGCCUUGCCAAGACGCUUCUGACGACCCAAGCAGAGCCUGUUCGCCUCUUGCCCCUCCUGCUGUUGCUGCUGCUGGCAGCAGUGGUGGAACGGUUGGGAGUGGUGACUUGGGAGGUGGACUGCUGGGGAGCGGUGACAAGGGUGGGGGAACAGUUGUGAGUGGUGACUUGGGUGGUGGUGGUGGUGGCGGGGAGUUGAAAGCGGUCAAGAGAGGUGCAGAGAAGAGAGGGCGCGAGAUGGAGGAGGAAGCAGAAGCGGGGUUGGAGGGCGAUGAGGAGCGUACGGAGGGCAGGAAGGGGGGAUCAGCGGGCGAGCUGUGGGGGUUGAAGCGCCAGCGGUCGAGGAGAGGCGGCAGGCCUGUGGUGGCUGGCAGCGGUGGAGCGGGGGAAGCGAGGGGCGCAGCAGAGGGAGGGGAGGUGAGGGCAGGAGGUGCGAUGGAGGGAGUUGUGAGAGGCGUGGAGCAGCCUGUAGGGUCGUGA